Molecule: messenger RNA, 870 nt
Organism: Pediculus humanus corporis (human body louse)
Lineage: Eukaryota; Metazoa; Arthropoda; Insecta; Psocodea; Pediculidae
Product: Oligodendrocyte transcription factor, putative
Exons: 4
Coding region: 1-870 (289 amino acids)
Molecular function (GO): protein dimerization activity
Source: RefSeq, a predicted model, not a curated record
AUGUCGAGAAAUGAAGAUAAUAUUAUAAAAGGAUCAGUGAGACGUCUCGGUUUUGGUAACGGUUCACCAUUAAAUUCGAAUACCACCGACUUUUCUUGGCGGUUCAAAUCAGAAUCCAUAUCAGGACCAACGGAUUUGUGUGGCGGUUCUUGGGGUUGGGAUGAAUCCGAUACGGAUCGUCCUCCGCUUGUAGAAUCAAGUACAGGUAUACAAUUCGGUACGUCUGGUACGGAAUCAACGCAAGAACAUUCAUCACCCGGAACGCAAAAUCAAAAUCAAAUACCUGGAAGAAGAACACCAUUGGGAGCUGUCGGUCUCGGAGGAUUUUAUUUUCCGCCAUCUUUAUUGCAACAGCAGGCAUCGUGUUCAGGUCCUAGAGAUGAAAAUAGUCCAGAACCCAACGUGUCUAAUUCAAACAUACCAUCAACUAACAGAGUUCAAACAUCUCGAAAUAACACGACAGGAAACGUCAGCAAAGGUAAAUCGAGACAAGGAAAACUCGUUAGACUUAAUAUAAAUGCAAGAGAAAGGAGAAGAAUGCACGAUCUCAAUGAUGCAUUAGACGAAUUGAGAAGUGUCAUACCUUAUGCACAUUCACCAUCGGUUAGAAAACUGUCGAAAAUUGCCACUUUGCUGUUGGCUAAAAAUUACAUUCUAAUGCAAGCCAACGCUUUGGAAGAAAUGAGAAGAAUAAUUGCUUACAUGCAAACACAAGGAGCUGUUGCGAUGCCUGGAAUGCAAACAUCUCCGGGUGCUGCUUUUGAUCCUCAAACAUUUACAAACAACAUUCCACAAAAAAUUCAACCGCCAUCUACGCCUCCUCCAGCAACAGGAGCAUCAGCAGCAGCAGCUGUAUCACCAGGCUCGUGA